Messenger RNA from Meleagris gallopavo (turkey), 2545 nucleotides. Lineage: Eukaryota; Metazoa; Chordata; Aves; Galliformes; Phasianidae. The record is from RefSeq and is a predicted model, not a curated record.
GGAGAGCACGGGAAGGGCAGGCCUGUGGAUGAUGGGCACGACCGCCAGCACGGCUCAGCAGACGGUCUCAGCCUCUGCCUUUGAGAGCGUGCACGGCAUUGGCACCAUGGAGGACCAGCGCUCCCUGAGCAUCCACUCCUUCCAGACCCUCGGGCUGCACAAUAGCAAGGCCAAGUCCAUCAUCACCAACAAAGUGGCACCAGUGGUCAUCACGUAUAACUGCAGGGAGGAGUUCCAGAUCCAUGAUGACCUGCUGAAGGCCAACUACACAGUGGGACGCAUCUCUGAGGCCACGCUGGAACACUACCUGGUGCAGGGAAAAUAUUUCAUGGUCAGAGAUGUAUACAGCAAGUUGGAUGUCUUGAACACUAUGAGCACCAGUGGUGCUCCGAAUUUCCGGCAAGCCAAAGGAGGCUACGCAGUGUUUGGUAUGGGUCAGCCCAGCCUCAAUGGUUUCAAGCUUGUGCUGCAGAAGCUGCAGAGAGAAGGCCACAAGGAGUGUGUUUUCUUCUGUGUUCGUGAGGAACCCGUGCUGUUCUUGCGGGUGGAGAGCGACUUUGUGCCCUACACACCACGGGGCAAGGAGAACCUCCAUGAGAACCUCCACAGUUUGCAGAGGAGGCUGCGUGUGGAAGACCUGGAGCUCACCAUCCGCAAAGAGAUCCAUGACUUUGCACAGCUGAGCGAGGGAGUCUACUAUGUCUACAAUGACAUCGAGCGCUUUCGGGACGAGCCGCACACCGUGCGGGUGCAGAGUGAGGAGGACAUCCAUGUGACAGAGGAGGUAUAUCGCCGGCCCAUCUUCCUCCUGCCCACCUACCGCUACCACCGCCUGCCCCUGCCCGUGGAUGGGGCCCCUCUGGAGGAGCAGUUUGAUGCUUUCAUCUGUUUUCUUAGGGAGAGCCCUGGCCUGCUGCUGCGGGAUCCCAGCUGCCCCCCGCCAGCACUGCUCUUCAGCUGCCAGACUGGUGUGGGCAGGACCAACCUGGGCAUGGCCUUGGGCACCCUCAUCCUCUACCACCAUCGGGGAGCAGCACCAAAGCCUGACCCCCCGCAUCCAGCCAAAACGCCUCCAAGGGCCAGGUUUCGGGUCAUCCAGAGCUUCAUUGAGAUGGUACCCAAAGGGCAACAGAUGGUGGAGGAGGUGGACAGCGUGAUUGCCUCCUGUUCAGAGAUGCACGACAUGAAGGAAGCUAUCUAUGAGUCCAAGAAGAAGCUGGAAGGGAUUGGAGAAGACUACCAGAUCCAGGGGAACAGCACCAAAGAAUAUUUCCUCCAGAGGACUCUGCAGAGCCUUGAACGCUAUUUCUACCUGAUUGCCUUCAACUACUACCUUCACGAGCAGUACCCCCUGGGCUUUGCCCUCAGCUUCAGCAGGUGGAUGUGCCAGCACCCUGAGCUCUACCGGCUGCAGGCGAGCAUGAACUCCUCUGAGCUCACCAUCUCCGGGGACCUCAUCACCAAAGGGACGCGAGUGUUGGUGGUGGACGAGCGCUUCUGCCCAGAUGUGCUGAGCACUGUGAAGGAGAUGAGCGUAGCCAAUUUCCGACGGGUGCCUAAGAUGCCCAUCUAUGGGACAGCACAGCCCAGCUCCAAGGCCCUUGGCAGUGUCCUGCGGUACCUGACAGAUGCAAAGAGAAAGCACUCGCACAUCUUGUGGGUCAGCCUGCGGGAAGAGGUGGUGCUGGAGGGGAAUGAGCAAAUCUACACACUCAGGGAGCCAGGAAAACUCGACCAGCUCAUCCCUGUGCCGGUAUCCACGCCUGAGCAGCUGGAGAAACUUGAGUCCACGCUGAAGGGUGACCUGCUGAAGUCACAGAAGUGGCUGGAGGUCUACCUGGAAGCAGAGAAACAGAUGAAGAUGUUCAAGAGCUGUCUGACCACACAGGAGAUCUUCAACCAGCACAAAAGCACCUGCCAGGGCCUGACCUACCGGCGCAUCCCCAUCCCUGACUUCUGUGCUCCCAAGGAGCAGGUAGCAGCACUGCCACCAAUUCUCAAGCUGCCUUUGGUUGGGUUGAGAGCAGCAAGUGAAGCUCCCGCUGUUCUACCUGUGUUCCAGGUAGUGAUGAAGGUGGUCCAACUCCUGCCUGACGGUCACCGGAUGAAGAAGGAGGUGGAUAUGGCUCUGGACACGGUCAGCGAGACCAUGACGCCCAUGCAUUACCACCUCCGAGAAAUCAUCAUCUGCACCUACCGGCAGGGGCGGUCGGGCAAGGAUGAGCAGGAGCGGCGGCUGCUGCGGCUGCGGGGCCUGCAGUACCUGGAGCGCUAUAUCUACCUGAUCCUCUUCAAUGCCUACCUGCACCUGGAGAAGAAGGACUCCUGGCAACGGCCCUUCAGCCUCUGGAUGCGUGAGGUGGCGGCCGUGGCUGGUGUGUACGAGGUGCUGGAUGGGCUGGGCUUCCCCGAGCUGGAGCAGCUGGAGGAUGAGGAGCCACUGCGGAGGCUGCGCGGGCGCUGGAGGGCACAGAGCGGGGCCGGCUGGCCCAGCCGUGGGAACUUUGUGUAGGGACAGAGACUGUGUGCCCCAAAAAUGAAAAGG